This is a messenger RNA of Raphanus sativus (radish), 2616 nucleotides long. Its product is annotated as protein IMPAIRED IN BABA-INDUCED STERILITY 1. The transcript has 9 exons. Lineage: Eukaryota; Viridiplantae; Streptophyta; Magnoliopsida; Brassicales; Brassicaceae. Gene Ontology annotation, biological process: positive regulation of transcription elongation by RNA polymerase II; protein phosphorylation. Gene Ontology annotation, molecular function: ATP binding; cyclin-dependent protein serine/threonine kinase activity; RNA polymerase II CTD heptapeptide repeat kinase activity. The record is from RefSeq and is a predicted model, not a curated record. Bases 379 to 2367 code for a protein of 662 amino acids. Gene Ontology annotation, cellular component: nucleus; cyclin-dependent protein kinase holoenzyme complex.
UGGAUCAAAAAAUCAUCCCGUGGAUGUCGCCUAAACAAUGUUCUAUAUUUUAUAUACUACGACGAUGUUAAAUCAUAAAACGACCGUCGUCUUCCGCAAUUCACGCCAAAACAUUAAAGAAAGAAAGUGAAAACGGCAGUGGAAAAAAAAACAUUCUCUCUCUCUCUGUAUAUAAACACAGCAAUGAAACCGCAAUAGCUUCACUAAUCACUCACGUCUUUACUUUAAUCCAAUCCGGAUCUGGUAUCCUGACGGUUCGUCUGUUAACCGGCUCCGGUUUAAACGAGGCGGUGGGGAGAGAGAGAGAGAGAGAGAGAGAGAGAGAGAGUCCGGUGAUACAUACACAUGUGGUGACGCGGAGGAGAGAAGAUUCUUGGGAUGGGCUGUGUCAACUCCAAGCAGACAGUGUCUGUAACGCCGGCGAUCGAUCACUCCGGAGUGUUCAAGGACAAUGCUUCGGUGCAAGAACCUUCUCCGGCGGUGCAGAAGAAGCUUGUCUCGUGGAGGAGCAAGAGCGGGAGCGAGUCGUUGAGUUUCCGCCUCGGUAACCUAAGCAAAUACUUGGAAGCUGAGCAAGUCGCCGCAGGUUGGCCUGCGUGGUUGAGCAAUGUCGCCGGCGAAGCUAUCCAUGGCUGGGUCCCGUUUCCAUCUGACGCUUUCGAAAAGCUCGAAAAGAUUGGACAAGGGACAUACAGUAGCGUGUUCCGUGCUAGAGAGACCGGAACAGGGAAGAUAGUGGCUUUGAAGAAGGUUAGGUUUGACAAUUUUGAGCCAGAGAGUGUUAGGUUCAUGGCUAGAGAGAUUUUGUUACUUAGGAGACUUGAUCAUCCCAACAUUAUCAAACUUCAAGGUUUAGUUACUUCAAAACUCUCUUGCAACAUCCAUCUCGUCUUCGAGUACAUGGAGCAUGAUCUCACUGGUCUUCUCUCUAGCCCUGACAUCAACUUCACUACUCCACAGAUUAAGUGUUAUAUGAAGCAAUUGUUGUCUGGACUUGAUCACUGUCACACACGAGGUGUGAUGCACCGUGACAUAAAGGGUUCGAAUCUUUUGGUUAAUAAUGAAGGAGUAUUAAAGGUGGCUGACUUUGGACUAGCAAACUUUUGCAAUGCUUCUGGGAAUAAGCAACCUCUUACUAGCCGUGUUGUGACUCUGUGGUACCGUCCUCCGGAGCUUUUACUUGGGUCAACGGAGUAUGGAGCUUCUGUUGAUUUGUGGAGUGUUGGCUGUGUUUUCGCCGAGCUUCUUCUCAAAAAACCUCUUCUGCAAGGAAGAACUGAGGUCGAGCAGUUGCACAAGAUAUUCAAACUAUGUGGAUCUCCACCCGAAGAUUACUGGAAAAAGUCCAAACUUCCUCACGCGAUGCUAUUCAAACCACAGCAACAUUAUGAUGGUUGUCUCCGAGAAACCUUGAAAGAUUUAUCCGAAGCUGACGUUAGUCUCAUAGAAACUCUUCUUUCUGUUGAGUCCCAUAAACGUGGGACUGCCUCUACUGCCCUUGUUUCCCAGUAUUUCACUACAAAACCUUAUCCUUGUGAUCCCUCAAGCUUGCCUGUAUACUCGCCUAGCAAGGAGAUUGAUGCAAAACAUCGAGAAGAAACAACAAGGAAAAAGAUCUGCGGGAAUGGGAGACGUGGAACAGAAUCAAAGAAGCCAACACGAAAGCCUCCUGCAUUUGCUAAAUUAGCACUAGCUGAGGACGCAAGACGCCCUUCCCAGAAUUUUCCGAAACAUAAUGGUCAUUCAGUUCAUAACUCAAUCGAUAGCGACGCCAGUUUAUAUGGGAAACUGCAAAAGCCAUCAGAACAAGAGAAAGUAGAAGCUUCUCAUGUGAAGAAGAAUGGAGAUGUACCAUUCUCAGGGCCUUUGCAAGUCUCUGUAUCAAGUGGUUUUGCAUGGGCAAAGCGACGAAAAGAUGACAUAUCUGUUAGGUCACAUAAUAGAUCUCUCUCAAGAGGAGGUCACGUUCCUAACCUGUUGGGUCCUUCUCCUGCUUUCAGUGAGAUCUCUGACGUUGAGUCUAAGAUGAAAGAGAAUGAAAAGGAAGAGAAACAACUCGAGGGAUAUGAGAUGUUUAAGCUUUCAAUGCUGAAGAAGUGGAGACAACUUGAACGUCCAGAUUCUUUUGAUGCUUCGGAUGAGUAUCAUUCCCAGGAUCUAUCAUUGGCACUUUAUCAGAGAGAAGAAAAGGCAGCAAAACUGGGACACUUGGGUUACUACAAAGACAAUGACGAAAAAAUCGAAUUCUCGGGACCUUUGUUGUCUCAAUCUUAUGGAGUUGAUGAGCUUCUUGAACGCCAUGAACGCCAGAUUCGCCAGUUAGUUCGAAAAUCUUGGUUUCAGAAAGGUAAGAAACAAGGGAAAUGACUCUGCAUAAUAUCAUAAAAUGCUUCCUAAGUGGAUCCAGAAGAUCUCCAAGAACUCGAAAGAGCUGAAACACAACGAUAACAAGAUCUCUAGAAACAGUGAAAGCCAGGGAGAGUUAUUUUUGUUAUUGUUAUUAAUAAUUUAAUCUUCUUAAGUUCAAAUUUUGAGUAUAUAAUAACGACAACGUAAUCUAUAGAUUCCAAACAUAAUGUAAAGAGUUAGUGCAAUGCCAUAGCAUAUAUUUCUAUA